Messenger RNA from Dermatophagoides farinae (American house dust mite), 1389 nucleotides. RefSeq lists its product as uncharacterized. Gene Ontology annotation, biological process: protein dephosphorylation. Lineage: Eukaryota; Metazoa; Arthropoda; Arachnida; Sarcoptiformes; Pyroglyphidae. Gene Ontology annotation, molecular function: protein serine/threonine phosphatase activity; cation binding. The record is from RefSeq and is a predicted model, not a curated record.
UUAAAUCAAAAUCAUUCACCAACAACGACAAUGACAUUUUCAUUUAAAAAUUUUCUAUCGAAAUUAUUUCAUUAUCUAAACGUGACGAUAUUAUUUGGUUAUCUAUUCACGGCGGUCGAUUCGACAAUUCGAUCAUAUUUUGAACAACAACAGACCGUUGUAAAUCAAUUUCAUUCUGGACAGGCUGGUGCUUAUUCAAUGCAAGGUCGUCGUCAUAAUAUGGAAGAUUGUUUUUCCAUUCACAAUAAUAUUGGCCAUGAAUUAGGUAUCGAAUAUUAUGCCGUAUUCGAUGGUCAUGGUGGUCCGAAUGCCGCAUUAUAUGCUGAUAAAGAAAUAUUCGAUUCAAUUGUCAAACGAAUUAAAAAUCAUGUUUAUAAGAAUAAUGAUAAUGAUGAUGAUAAACUGCCAUUACAAUCUUGUACAAUGAAUGCUUCUUUGGCCCGAAAUUCCGAUAAAAAUACCUGUGCAAAAAACAAUCGUUUUGAAACAUUAACAAUGUCAACAAUGAAAACAAUAUUGAAUGAUGAAGUAAUAGACGUCGAUAAACGUUUAUUGGAAACAUUUCAACGGCGAUCCGAUAUAUCUGGUUCUACGGCAUUGAUUGCCAUUCGUUUAUUACAUACGAAUAAAUUAUUAGUUGCAAAUGUUGGUGAUUCACGUGGUAUAUUAUGCGAUUCAAAAGGCGCCACCAUACCAUUGUCAUUUGAUCAUAAACCCUAUCAGUUGAAAGAAUAUCGCCGCAUACUUGAAGCUGGUGGUUAUAUUAGCCUCAAAGGUGUUUAUCGUGUAAACGGUAUACUGGCCAUUUCUCGGGCAUUAGGUGAUUAUCCAUUGAAAGAUAAUCGAUUAAUAAUACCAGAUCCAGAUAUAUUAUCAUUCGAUUUGCGAGAAUUGAAACCAAAAUUUAUGAUUAUGGCAUCCGAUGGUUUUUGGGAUACAUUCACCAAUGAACAGGCCGUACAAUUUGUUAAUAAUGAAUUAUCAAAAUAUCAUGAUAGAUCAUCAUAUGAUUCGAAUGAUAUUUCAUCAUCAUCAUCACAAUCAUCGAUUGCAUUGGCAAUAGCAAAAAAAUUGGCCAAAGAAUCAUAUAAUCGGGAAUCAUAUGAUAAUAUAACCGUCAUUGUUGUUUUGUUUGAUGAAAAUUAUGAUGUCUGUUCAAAAGAUUCUGUUUCUUUGUCAUCAUCAUCAUCAUUGAUAAAAAAAUCUAGUCCGAUAAAGAAAAAGUUUCAUCGAAUCAACAAGAAUCAUCAUCAUCAUCAUUGAAGCCGGCCAUUCAUGAAGAAUCAUAACCAUGAAUCAUCAGCUAUUUAAAUUGUUAAAUUAUUUCUUUCUUUUCAUUUUUGUUGUAUUUUUUUCGUCAAUUGUUUUUAGCAAAAGAGAAAACAUUAA